CUGUCAUCCGGUGCAGAAGAAACGGUCAUUUGGUAUUUUGGCAAAGGAAGCUGUUUUUCUUUGGCUUUAAAAUUAUCGACGUUUGUUUUUUUUCCGAAAUGUUUGCUUAACCCUUUGAAUUGUUAGUGAUUAACCAAUAGUGAAAGCAUAUUUCAUCGUGCGAUUUAAAAGCCUAUUUUCAAUUAUUUCAUGGUGGAGUGAAAAAAAGCUGUGAAAAUGAGCAUUCGAAAGCAAAGUUGGAAUAAAAAUGAGUUGGCCUUACCUACAGACAAUUUAGACGCACAGUCAAUAGCAGGCAGUGAAGAGCCUGAAGUGGAUUUUCGAAAGAAAAUCAAAUAUGGAAGUCGAAUUCAGGCUGCAUGGGCUGUACUUGGCGAGUUCUUUACGAACAGCACCGUUCAUGGUGUUCGAUAUUUUUCGGAACAAAGACGCCAUUGGAGUGAAAAAAUUUGGUGGAUAAUUGCCUUUGGUCUUUCGCUGUUUUUCUGUGGAUUUUUAAUACAUAAUGUGUGGAUCAAAUGGGACCAGAGUCCAGUAAUUGUGAGUUUUGCCGAAAAAUCCACACCUGUUUGGUCAAUUCCGUUUCCAGCUGUAACCAUUUGCCCGGAAACUAAAACCUAUAUGGAAAAAUUGAACUUUACCGAUGCAUAUCAUACGCUUAUAGCAGGGUUGAAAGAUAAUAUGACUGAAGAAGAAUUAUCGCGAAUGCAGGCGGUUAUUCACCUGUGUGACGCACAUUUGGUGGAAAAUUUCGUAUUAGAGCAGAAAUUUACGACAAAUGCCAUUUUCGAUAUCAUUAAAGACGUCGCUCCUAGUUUCAAUGACACUAUGUUCUUCUGUAAAUGGCGUAAUGAAAACAAUUAUUGCACUGCAUUUUUCCUGCCAACUCUAACGGAAGAGGGCAUUUGCUACACGUUCAAUUCGCUUAAUUCUCGCGAUAUUUAUACAGAUGAAAUGGCUCCCGAAAUGAUGACCGUAACGGAUAAUCCAAAUUCAACACAUUGGAAUUUAGAAGAUGGUUACAGCGAUAUUGAUGGACACUACAGUGAAACAUAUCCGUCGCGUGUGUUUGGUGCGGGAGCAAGAGCUGGACUUUUUGCGCUGCUUCGACUUUACCAACAAGACUUGGAAUAUCUGUGUCGUGGACCAGUGCAAGGCUUCAAAAUUCUUUUGCAUACACCCGGUGAAGUGCCUCAAGUAUCGAAACAUUAUUUCCGUGUGCCAUUAUUACAGGAAGUGUUGGUAUCCGUUAAACCACAAAUGAUCACCACCUCAGAUGGUCUGCGUCAUUACUCGCCAAAUCGACGGCAAUGCUACUUCAAUUCGGAACGUCAAUUGAGAUUCUUCAAAGUGUACACGCAACGAAACUGUGAAUUAGAAUGCCUUUCAAACUUCACUCGCAUUGAAUGCGGGUGUGUUAAAUUCUCAAUGCCAAGGGACAGAAACACCACAAUCUGUGGAGCUGACCAAAUCAAAUGCUAUAAUGAUGCUGAGGAUAGACUGCUCCAGAAAGAUUUUGUAGAAGGGUUGUCCAUGCCUCCGUCUGCUCCAAAAGGUUGUAAUUGCUUGCCCGCAUGCACAUCGAUCACCUACGAUGCAGAAAUUUCCCAGGCCAAAUUCGAUUGGAUUAGUUUGUUCAAUGCAUAUAAAAAUCCAUUGGAUGAGUUCCCUGGUAUGCAACCGGCACGGCUAUCCAUUAACUUCAAGGAGCACGAAUUUAUAACAUCGAAACGUUCGGAAUUGUUCGGUUUAACCGAUUUUAUGGCAAACUGUGGUGGUUUGCUCGGUCUAUUCAUGGGAGUGUCCGUGUUGAGCAUUGUCGAAGUCAUUUACUACUUUACACUUCGGUUGGGCUGUACACUUCGCAUUCGAAGAUCACGUAAGCGCAAGAGUAUGCGACUUCAGAGAAAUGCAGUUGCACCGACUGAGAAACACAUCCCCAAUAUUAUGGUCGUGACACCGGCAGACGAGAAAAAGGAAUAAAGAUAUCCCGCACCACUGAUGAAUUAUUAUGAUUAAUCAAUAUUUUUGAACUUCUCACCAUUUUAAGUACUAACUUCUGAUACUACAUUUAUGUAUAAAAGUGAAAGUGUGGCUGAACUGGUCAUGAACAUCAUGAUUUAACACAUGCAAUCGUUUAGGUAAAGUGGUAGACCGUGAUGACCGACACAGUAUUACAGUUCAAUUUUAUUUAACGCAUUAGAAUAGAAGUUAAAGUACAUUUUGUUCUUAGUAAACAUUAUGCCAAAUAUCCGAAUUAAAGCGAUACGAGCCGACUUAUAUAGUAAAUGUCAUGAGCAUUAUUGUUCAUUUUGAAUGUCGCUAAGAUGAUGACAUCCAUUAGUAGCUAAACGGCUGAAAACUGAACUAACAUCGAACGUAGAAAGUAUUUUGUUGUGGUUUUUCAUGCAAAAUCAAUGCAUUGCAAUCCACAUUCAAGAUUAGAGUCAUAUCGCCGAACGGUGCUUCUAUUGUACUAUUUAAAUUCAUAGAUAUUCUGGUCAAACUAACCAAUAUUCUACAUCUCAAUUGAAAUAGUACGACCUACGCAUCGCUUGACGAUGUUAUAAUCACAGCUUAAAGUAAAUGAGAAUAGUAGAAAAAUCGGUAUGGUAUUCAAAAGUCAUUACUUGUUGAUAAAAUUAGUACGGUUUGGUCACUUUAUUAUUGUUGUUGCUACAUCUUCCUGCACUAUUAUCUAUCCCAAAAAAUUAUCUGUCGCGCCAAAGAUCGAAAUCAAGUAUUUAAAAAGGUUAGAAGUUUUUCAACAAGUUCUUGCCUUAAAAUGGCAUAUUUCGUCAUAAAAUUGAUAAUCCAUUGCAUUUAUUAAUAUCGAAGUUAUAUCAUUAUAUGCUUAUUUAACAACCAGAAUUGAUAUUCAUUCUUAUUGCACGUUGAAAAAAAUCCAUUUGUUUAUGUGAAAGUGACAAAAUAAAUCAGGCAUACGUCAAA
Sitodiplosis mosellana (orange wheat blossom midge) is the source of this 2952-nucleotide messenger RNA. RefSeq names its product pickpocket protein 28 (gene ppk26). Gene Ontology annotation, molecular function: ligand-gated sodium channel activity. Gene Ontology annotation, biological process: sodium ion transmembrane transport. Lineage: Eukaryota; Metazoa; Arthropoda; Insecta; Diptera; Cecidomyiidae. The coding region runs from base 217 to 1983 and encodes 588 amino acids. Gene Ontology annotation, cellular component: membrane. The transcript is spliced from 8 exons. The record is from RefSeq and is a predicted model, not a curated record.